GUGGUCAGUGGCAUUCGACUACAACAGACCGCUGAUACAACGCAUUAUGGAAGUAAAAUUGGCUGUGAAUGCAGGAAUGGCAUCUCCCACCAGCAUGUUAGCGGAGGAGCAGGUGCACUGUUCCAUCUGUCUGGAUGUGUUUACAAACCCCGUCUCUAUCCCUUGCGGACACAACUUCUGCAUGGCCUGCAUCGGCAGCUACUGGAAGUCCAGUGCCCUCUUCAUGUGUCCGAUGUGCAAAAAGACUUUCUUCAAACAGCCCGACAUCAGCAUCAACACAGUGCUGAGGGAAAUCGCUGAGAAGUUUAAGGAAAUGAAAACCAACCCAAUCAUGAACCAUCAGAAGACACCGCAACCGGACCUGGGAGAGAGCCCUGUGGAACUCCCCACAGAAAUGCCUGAACUGAUUCCUCCCAACAGGCCGUGGACACAGGAGGUGUCCUGCGACGUGUGCACUGGCCCUCAGCAACAGGCAGUCAAGUCCUGCUUGGUUUGUUUGACAUCUUACUGUGAGGAGCACUUAAAGACCCACACCUCCCGCUUCACCAAACACAAGCUGAUCGAACCUGUGCAGAACCUCGAGGAUCGUAUGUGUAAGAAGCACGAGAGGUUACUGGAGCUGUUCUGUAAGAAGGAUCAGACCAUAGUGUGUGUGCUGUGCACAGAGAUGGACCACAGGGCACACUACACUGUUCCUGUCGAACGAGAGUGGACCGAGAAAAAGGCAUUGUUGAGGAAAACUGAAACUGAAGUUCAGCAGAUGAUCCAGGAGCGACUGAAGAAAGUUGAUGAUAUUAAACAGUCCAUAGAGUUGAACAAGAGCAGCGCUCGGAGAGAAAUCGAGGACAGCAUGCAGGUGUUCUCGGAGCUGAUCCGUGCGGUCCAGAAGGCCCAGGCCGAACUGGUGCUGGACUUCGAGGAGAAACAGAGAAAGACCGAGAGCUGGGCUAACGGACAAAUACAAGAACUGGAGCAGGAAAUAGAUGUUCUGAAAUUGAGGAACACAGAGUUAGAGUAUCUCUCACACACUGAAGAUCACAUUCACUUCCUGCAGAACUUUCCAUCGUUAAUGUCUCAUCCACACACUAAAGACUGGUCUGAGACCUGUGUGUAUGCGGACCCGUGUGUGGGCACCACCAGAAGAGCGGUGCUCAAACUAGAGGAGACUCUUACUGAACAAUUAGAAAAACUUGCAGAAAAAGAGCUGAAAAGGGUUCAGAAGUACUCAGUGGACAUAACCUUUGACCCGGACACGGCAAACCCUUGGCUGCAGCUGUCCGAGGACGGCCGUCAGAUGCGCCACCUGGGCGCUUGGCAGGACCUGCCUGACACACCCGAGCGAUUCGAUACGGUGGUCAUCGUGCUCGGCCGAGAGGGACUGUCCUCGGGACGCCGUUACUGGGAGGUUCAGGUGGGCGAGAAGGACGACUGGUACAUCGGUGUGGCCCGGGCGUCCGUCAACAGAAAGGGCAGGAUUUCGGUGAGUACGUCUCACGGCUACUGGGCUCUAGCCAUGAAGAAAGGCCAAGAGUAUCGUGUUUCUUCCUCUCCACCCCUCCUGCUCUCCAUCGAGCCCAAGUUGAAGAGAGUGGGCAUCUAUGUGGACUACGAAGAGGGACAGGUGUCAUUCUACAACGUACACAACAAAAGUCACAUCUACACCUUUAUGGAUACGUUUAAAGAAAAACUCUUUCCGUUUUUCUACCUCUACUGCUGCGACAAGGCAUCUGACACCUUAAUGAUCUGUCCUGUGCAGGAGACGUCUCAUACUAAACAGUGCUGAACCAAAUGAGACAAACAAUGACUCUACUUGUGUUUCUAUAUGGUUACUCUGCGCAUUUGGGUUUUUUCAUAAAUAUUAAAUAUAUUAUUUCUGAAAAAAAAAAAAAAAAAAAAAAUAUAUAUAUAUAUAGUUGGUUUUAAUGCAUGGUCACACAAGAGGAAUGAUAACGAACAACCGAAGCAUACAAAACAGAAAAUUGAAAUAUACAUAUAUAGUGUAUAUGAAAUAUAAUAUAUAGAGAAAUAAAAUUAAAUAUACAUGCAAAUUAGUGCAUACAGAUAUUUCUACAAAAAAAAAAAAAAAAGGUAAUCUGUUUUAUGGCAUAGCCAGAUGAGGAAUUAUGAGAAGCAUACAAAACUAAUGAAUUAUAAUCCAUGUUUACACAAUUGUACUUGUAUGUGAAUGUUAAGUAAAACGUGAAGUAAACAUGUUUAUCGAGCAUGUAUUUAUUAGACCUGUUACAACAUUUUAAACUGCAAGUUUCACCAUUUUUUUGGUGUGUUACUGGAAAAUGGUUUUGGAUUACAUUUAGAAAAAACUGGUCAAAUGUCGAAGAUCAGAUUGAAAGUUGAAGAAUGAGCUUAAAAAAAAAUCUAUGAAAUUCUAAAUAGUGGAUGGUCAGUAUGGAUAUUGUACGCCGUGUGUCAGAAAAUAAAUACCUAAAUAUAGAGAGCAUAGUCAAGAUUUUAGAUCAAUGAUUUAUUAAAGUAUAAUAGGUUGUUCUUUGAACCUCAAAGAAUUUACUCAGUGGCACUUACCAUCUUUUGUUUCAAUACACCAAAUCCUGAAAAAACGAAAGAAUUGUCAUUGGUAAUUGUCCAAGAAUUUUUACACGUUUUAUUUAUCAAACUACUGCAUUUGACAUUUUGACCAGUAGGUGGUGCUGUCAUCAAACUUAUCAGGUUGUUGUGAUUCAGCGUCAUUUCUUGUUUGGCCUUGACACUGUAAGAGUUUCUUGUGUGUGUGUGUGUGUGUGUGUGUGUGUUUAAUGAUUUACAGCAAUAUAACAGUUUAUAGUAUCCUAUGGCGUAAGUCUGAGCAAUGCGAUUUUAGUGAUUGUUUAUGAUUAAGUCUGAGUGACAGACACGUUAACAGAUUAAUCUGUGAACUUUAAACUGAACUGACAAAGUAAAUGUGAUAAUUUUAUCAUGAUGUCGAACAUGACCCUGCACUCAUAAAAAUAAAGGUUGAAAAACCUUUAUUGAUUUAUAAAAAUGAAGAACUGAAAGGUUCUUUGGGGAACCAAAAACGGUUCUUCUCUGGCAUCACUGCAAAAACACCCAUUGGAACCUUUAUUUUUAAGAUUGUGAUGCAACUUCUACACAGAAUCCAUCAUUCCACUCCUGCGGCUGCCAGAAAAUAACUCUGUUGAUAGUGUCAAGGACCUGCUGACUUGUCGUUUCUCGAAGUUGUUUGCGUCUUGAAGUCUUUAGAAACACUCAAAUGCUGACAUUUCAAAUGCUUUCAUCUUAUGAACAACUGUCAGGAUUUUUUUUCCCCUCAGCAAAGUUUUAUCAAACCUGACACAGAUUUUUUUUUCUCUCUCUCUCAUUCAGAUAUCAAACUCAAGCAUGCAUUUUAAAAAGUGACUAAUGCAAGCAGUUAGAAAAAUAAAAGUAAUUAUUUUUAUGAGAACAUUCAGCACUCUUCUCUAGUAUC
Messenger RNA from Labeo rohita (rohu), 3442 nucleotides. Its product is annotated as E3 ubiquitin-protein ligase TRIM7. The transcript has 8 exons. Lineage: Eukaryota; Metazoa; Chordata; Actinopteri; Cypriniformes; Cyprinidae. Bases 47 to 1783 code for a protein of 578 amino acids. Gene Ontology annotation, molecular function: protein binding; zinc ion binding. The record is from RefSeq and is a predicted model, not a curated record.